Myotis myotis is the source of this 1920-nucleotide messenger RNA. RefSeq names its product transmembrane protein 174 (gene TMEM174). The coding region runs from base 69 to 800 and encodes 243 amino acids. The transcript is spliced from 2 exons. The record is from RefSeq and is a predicted model, not a curated record. Lineage: Eukaryota; Metazoa; Chordata; Mammalia; Chiroptera; Vespertilionidae.
CUUGCUCUGCUCUUAGGAGCUCUCAUACUCCCUUUCCCUUGUAAGGAACGGGUGAUUGUGUGAGGACGAUGGAGCAGGGCAGCAGGCCCUUGGAGGACUUCCCUGUCAACGUGUUUUCCGUCACUCCUUACACACCCAGUACCGCGGACAUCCAGGUGUCCGACGAUGACAAGGCAGGGGCCACCUUACUCUUCUCAGGAGUCUUCCUAGGACUGGUGGGGAUCACGUUCACCAUCAUGGGCUGGAUCAAAUACCAAGGGAUCUCCCACUUGGAAUGGACCCAGCUCCUCGGGCCCAUCCUGCUGUCGGUUGGGGUGACGUUCAUCCUGAUUGCUGUGUGCAAGUUCCAAAUGCUCUCCUGCCAGUUGUGCAACGAGAGUGAGGAAAGGGUCCUUGACACGGAGCAGACGGCAGGAGGACAGUCAUUUGUUUUCACUGGUAUCAACCAGCCCAUCACCUUCCAUGGGGCUACUGUGGUGCAGUAUAUUCCUCCCCCUUAUGGCUCUCAAGAGCCCAUUGGGGUGAACACCGCGUACCUACAGCCAGUGGUGAACCCUUGCUGCCUCACACCACCUGGAGUGGUGGCCGCUGCCACGCCAAGCCCUCCUCAGUACUGCACCAUCUACCCUUCAGAGAACUCUGCCUUUGUUGACGACCAGGACUACCCUGCCUUCGCGGAUGGUGGAGAUGACAGGUCCAGCCCUGAUGCUGAGCUGCUAGAAGAGACGCAGCGGGGAGGUGAGGACUCUGCUGGCUUCUCUCCUCCCCCCUAUGAGGAGAUAUUCUCCCUCCCUCGAUAGAGACGAAUGCUGAGGGAGUAGCCUGAAGUCAUUGUUGCUGACAAAUGAAGUGUUCUACGCUGCAACCUUCAGGAGGCAGACAGCAGAGCAGCCCCAGCAGCCUGACAGACACCAUUCAAGGGGGGGAGGGGGGGAGGUGAAAUGUCUCAAAUUGGUAAAAAUGAGGCUGGGGUGGAGAAAUUACCUUCUGAUACAGCAAGGGAUCCCCCGUCUACAGUUCACCAGCAGCAUGCCUACCAGCAGGAAUCUCAACUGUUUAUCCACAGCAGUGAGAGUGGGGGUGGGAGGGAGGCAGGGAAGAGAAAACUGUGGCUUUCCCAGGGCCCUUCUCAGUUCCCAGGGUACAUUUGCAUAUCCCAUCAGGUGUCCCCGAGGACUCUGGGUAUCUUAAAGGCUGCAAUAAACAAACGAAUAAAUGGAGUAAAAAAUAAAGAAUAUGUUCUGUUAGGAUAUUGGAUAGGUGUCUAAACCAUUCAAAAUAAGUAAGAAUAGGACAAUGAUGUCAUUAGAUACUUAAGUUAUCAUUGGGUCGCAGGGACUCUGGGCUGCUGAUGCUCUUGUGGGGAAGUGUAGGCUUGAUGUGUCCUCCCAGGAUGGGAUCAGUGCUGGGCAUGAGCUGCCUGGGCGCAGUGCCGGCAGAACCUGGGACUUCUCUCAGCACCUCACAAGAGUUCUGUGGAGUUAGACAGAACGGAGCUGCCAUGCCAACACCUGGGAAAUCAUGGAUCGCGGAAACAAUCAUUAUAGCCAAGACAAGCUCAUCUCUUUUAUAAAAAACACACACACUGUUGCCCUUACUUUCCACGAAUCCGGACUAUGUAAUAAACAACCAGAACAAACUCACAGGCUGUGGAAGAGAUCAACUAAAAUCAUCAGGUUUUAAAAGAAAAGAUUUUUCUUAGGCUACAAAGGGAGGCUUGCCCAAACAAGACAGGAUUUAGCCGUUCUUUAAAGUUUUGGUACUAUUUUUACCAGAAAUAUCUAGUUUUCCAAGGAUAUGAUUCACAUAGGCCAUGGUAUAUUAUUGUGAUUUGUAUUCUAUCUCGGGAACAAAAUCUUUUCCUAUGAGAAUUCAUUUUCAUGUUUGAUGAUAGGAUGUGAUGGAAAAAUAUAGUUCUGU